Messenger RNA from Solea senegalensis (Senegalese sole), 5047 nucleotides. Its product is annotated as UV excision repair protein RAD23 homolog A-like. NCBI's taxonomy places the organism in Eukaryota, Metazoa, Chordata, Actinopteri, Pleuronectiformes, Soleidae. Gene Ontology annotation, molecular function: polyubiquitin modification-dependent protein binding; ubiquitin binding; proteasome binding. Bases 153 to 1568 code for a protein of 471 amino acids. The record is from RefSeq and is a predicted model, not a curated record. The transcript has 10 exons. Gene Ontology annotation, cellular component: cytosol; nucleoplasm. Gene Ontology annotation, biological process: nucleotide-excision repair; proteasome-mediated ubiquitin-dependent protein catabolic process.
CCCUGCUCACAGCGCGCCGCGGCAGCGAGACAGACAGCUGAGUCACACACGCUCACAGACCCGGAGAAACAGAACCGACAGUGAGGCUGAAGAAAGAGCGACAAAACCACAGACGUGACCUCAGUGAAAGUGUGGCCUCACCCGUCGACACCAUGCUGACCAUCACGCUGAAGACGCUGCAGCAGCAGACCUUCAAGAUAGAGAUAGACCCCGAAGUGACGGUGAAAACCCUGAAGGAGAAAAUAGAGGGUGACAGAGGAAAAGAUGCGUUUCCUGCUGCUGGACAGAAACUCAUCUACGCAGGUAAAAUCUUAAACGAUGACACUCCGCUCAAAGAGUACAAAAUAGAUGAGAAGAACUUUGUGGUUGUCAUGGUAACCAAGCCAAAAGCAGCGCCUGCUCCAAAAGAGGCCCCUCAGCCGUCUCCUCCACCCGCUGCAGCUUCAGCACCAGCCUCCACCUCCUCCACCUCACCACCAGCCUCUGGCCCGGCACAAGUAGCCUCAACACCGACACAAGCGGCGUCCGUGUCUGAACCUGCUCCACAGUCAGUGCCUCUCUCUGAACCCCCGUCCUCGUCCUCAGUCCCAGAAAACACAGCGACAGAUUCUGCUGAAGCAGCAUCAGCAUCAGCAUCCGCAGCAGCAGCUCUGGACUCAAAGGCAGACUCGGCUCCAGCUGUGACUCCAGCUGAUGCUCCGGCUCCAGCUCCUGAAGCUGUUCAGCCAGCCUCAGCCACUGCAGACACGUCUACACCCGCUGCACAGCCAGAAGACACUUCGGAGGAAAACUCAGAGGAUCAGCCUUCGAUCACGGAACCAGAGCAAUCAUCUGCCUCCAGCCUUGUUGAUGAACUGGGACUCCUUGAAGAAGCGGCGUCAAUACUGGUAACAGGCCCCGCCUAUGAGAACCUGGUGUCUGAGAUCAUGUCCAUGGGUUAUGAGCAGGAGCAGGUCGUCGCUGCGCUCAGAGCCAGCUACAACAACCCGGACCGAGCAGUGGAGUAUCUGCUCAUGGGGAUUCCAGCAGAAGCCACUGAUCUCCCAUCUCAAGAACCAGUGAGACACAGCGCUCCAUCCAACCCCCCGAUCCCUGCGACACAGCCACCACAACCUCCUCCUCUGCCCUCCACUGGUGGUGGAGGAGGCUCUGCUCCGCCCACGGCGAACCCUCUGGAGUUCCUGAGGAACCAGCCUCAGUUCCAGCAGAUGAGACAGAUCAUCCAGCAGAACCCGGCGCUUCUACCAGCGCUGCUGCAGCAGCUCGGCAGAGACAACCCACAGCUGCUGCAGCAAAUCACGCAGCACCAGCAGCAGCAGUUUGCAGAUGCGAAUGAAAACACAAUUUUGGCAGGGUGCUUUACACGGAAAGCGCAGGGAGAGCCGGUGUUCAGGGUCAACCACACAAAACCACAUAUCCAAGUCACCCCACAGGAGAAGGAGGCCAUCGAGAGGUUAAAAGCACUGGGCUUCCCUGAAGGCUUAGUCAUCCAGGCUUACUUUGCCUGCGAGAAGAAUGAAAAUCUGGCCGCAAACUUCCUUCUACAACAAACGUGGGACGACGAGUAGUCAAGCGUCACGUGACAUCAUCACCGCUCAACAAGAGGGGCCCCCGGAGAGGAGGACGACGAUGACGGGAGGUCCAGAGGGAAGGAAUGAGGGAAUGUAGGAGGGGAGGAGAGGAAAGACAACAUAUCUUUUCGCGCCAUUGAGACAGUGGUCCGAUGGUGGCAGUGACAAUGAUGAUGAUUUUGCUGUUCAAAGUUCGCUGUGCUGCCUGCUCUCUCCAUUCUGCUGUGUUGAUGAGCUCACACUGAGCCGUGCCUCACCACUGCUGCGUUGUUGCUGCUGCCGCUUGUGCUGAGCGAUCACACUGAGAGACGUCACACCAGGAGACACAUGUCAACAGCCUGCAUCACCUCUCACUGUAGAGGCCGAUCAACAGUGGCUGUUUCUAUGUUUUUUUUUUGGGGAAUUCAGGGCAGUCGAUGGAUGAUAAUGAUGCCAAUUGUUUUGUCAGUUUUUUUUUCCUCCAUCUGAUAAAAUAUACGAACACUAAUGGUGUAUUUCCACCGGCUCUACUCGGCUCGCCACACCACUAGCAUAGUACCUGGUACCAGUGCCGGCGAGGUUCCAAAAGCGUGCUGAGAAGGUAGUGUGCAAUGAUUGGUCAGGUGUGUGUGUCACAUAUAAAACGAAGUCACUUUUUAUUGUAGUAAUGCAACCUAACCGUGCUGUGUCGUGCCGUGGAAAUGCGCCAUAAUGGUCUGUCUGCAGUGCAAUUUUUAGACAGUAUUCUCAAUUAAAAGAAUGUAUAAACCCAUGAAUCAGGUCGUUCGAAAGCUAAAAUAAGACAUUUUUGGAUGAAAAAAACUUAACUUUUAGCAAAAUUUAUCAAGUUGCUGAGAACAGAAAUGUGUAAUUUGUAAUAAUUAUUUAAAGAAUGGGCAAAUAUCGGCCCUGACUGAUUACACAGAUAUGCAUUACACUAUCCUGCCCUGUUGAUUAAUCUGAGAGUGUGAUGCAAACUGUUGACUUGACUGUUUUUGGGAUUGCACAUUGCUUUACCUUAAAGGGAUAGUUCAGGUUUUUUAAGUGUGGUUGCACAAUGUUUGCCGUGCGUGCGAGGAACAAGCGUGAGAGGUUGUUUUGUUUUCUGCAUUAUCUCGGUGUUGGACAACCUUUUCCUUGAGUUGUUUAACCGUUCAUGCUCCUCCAAACUUCAUUGAGAAAAUCAUCAUUUUUAGCUCACAGGAACACAGUGGCUGCUGGUCUGCUGCUGCUGCCUCAUUUGGUCAUUUUUUUUAAACACUGACAUCAUAAAACAACACAUUUGAAUUUGCUGAUGGGGGCAGCAGUGGAUCAACAACUCCUGUGUGCUGUGAUGUAAAAUCACUGGAUUUCUCUAUGAGCUUUUGUGUGAGGAGAGCGAGCCGUUUACAAACAUAAUAUCCUAAACAUGUUUUAGACUUAAGCAGAUAUGGAUUUGUGGGCCUUUUGUUAAGUGGUGAAAAUCAGUUUUUCUGGUGACACCAUAAAACCACACUUUAAAAAACCUGAUAUCUAUUUCUGAUCAUUACAUUUUGGUUGUUUUUUUUUGUCCUGUGUUGGUGUGUUGAGUGGGAGACUGAGUGUUUGCGGCCAGAUGGAGCCUCAGGUUUUGUUGCUUCUGUUGUUUUUGGACGUUAAGGAAAUGGCUCAUGAAGUGCCACGCUGCUGCCUACUCUGCCAGCCAGAUAUGAUUUAAUCACUACUGUUCUGAGAGGAAGUUUUCUCUUAACUCUUAGUAUUUCCUCAGCUGACGUCACAUGACUCAGGGUGUUUACACCGCCAUGUUGGCAGGAAAAACUUAAAGGUACCACUGCUGGUUUCAAGCUUUAAGAGUUCACUGUGCACUUUAAAAUCCAUAGAGAUCAAGCAAAACUGAACUAUAUCUGAUCCUUACGCUGCCCCCUGGUGAUUGACACGAGUAUAGAACUGCCGGAGUGAACGUUAUACCAACUUUCUAAUAAACUUGUCCUCAUUUUACUCCAGAAAAUUCUCACACAUCGCAAUAAAAGUGUGCAAAAUUAACAAGAUAUUUAAGUGAAUUAGCUGAGGUUAAGUCAGCAGUUGAGGGGAAACUUCACUUAUGACGACCAUCUUCCUUUCUUUGCCAAAUAGAAUAAAUGUUUUAUGAAUGUCAUUUUGUUUCAAAAUACAGUUACACACAUGCACGUCAACAUCAUUUUGGAGUUGUUUCCCUUAAGUUUCCCCUUAACUGCCAGCCGGGAAGCUGCAAAUCUGGAUGCAGACUUCAGCUUCUUGAUUAACUCUGUCUUCUACACUCACUCUGCUGUCCUCAGGACCUUCUGUGAUUUGGUCAAAUGUUGUCAACCUGGUCAUCCUGGUUCACGACAUCUUUCCACCACCUUAACGUUUUAUAAUAAUAAAAAAAAAAACAGUGGGUGAAGAGAGAUAUUACCAUGUAAAAAAAAAAAAAUACUGCCAAUUAUAAAUUAUCUAUGGGAACAGUGACACAAAAUUCCUGCCAAAAUGGCGCUGUUUUGGUUGUGUGACGUCAGCUAGCGGAGUUCUAUUGUUGCGUUUCCAUUUGUAGUUGGAACUCGGAAUUUUUUAAUCUCGAAAACUCGGGAUUCCCAGAGGGCUGCCACCAUACAAACACGGCUACUUUCACCGUCAAUAGCCUAAUUUUUGUUGUAUUUGUCUCACAGUAAUUCGUAGAUUGUACACAUCGGACCGUUUAAUUUUUAAUCGUAGACACAUUGUUGCGCUGUGAGUGCACUAAAUAUCCUUGUAGAGCGUUGUUGUUAUUAUUGACUUUUUUAAUUUUACUAACAGUGGCUAGCCCAAAAUGCAAUUUUCAGUUCCGACUUCUUAAUUUGAACCCUGGGUCAAUGUCACUGCUUCCGAGUUCUGACAUAAAAGGAACGCAGCAUUUUCAGCCCCGCCCAUUUCCCCACCCUUUUCUAUGCCUCGCUGUUCAAACACAGCUCAUUUUUCCUGAUGGUGUUGCAGUUUUACCAACGUAGUGUUCUGAAAAUAUAGUGACGACAUUUAAUUAUCGAUUAACAACAACAAAAAAAGAAAGUGCUCGCAGCCAAAACAAAUGAACAAGUCCUAUUUUCAGUGUCCGGCAUGUGCUUUGCUGUUUCUCCUGUUUUUCUUUGUUUUAGUUUGAACUGGAAGUGAAUGCAGGUGUUGUAUCAUGUCAUAUAUUGUGUAAAGGGUGUAAUUGCAGACUUUGGGGGGAAAGGUGAAGAGGCACUUUACUGUGACGGAGACGCUGCUCGAACUCGUUGACAGGUGGUUGGUUGCAUGAAGUGAUGAGACCAAUGUGGUGUUUGCUCUCAUCUCAGUUUAUCUGUUGAUUUGUUUUGUUUGUUUGUUUUUGGGGUUUAUAAUGAUGAUAAUAAUAAUAAUUACAACCUUAAUACAUAGACAUUGGUUGAGGUUUUGCUGAAUAGUUGUGAAUGAAUAAAAAAACAAACAUUUUUUGUUUCAACAUUGUGUAAAAUAAAGUGCUUUUACAGAGCAGCGGAGAUGAA